AUGCGUGCCACCUGGUUCCCGUCGGACCCCAUCACUGAGAGUGACGGCCCUACCUCGCAGGCUGAGCGCGGAUUGUCGGAGAAAGAGAAAGAGAGAAACAAGCAGACAUUCAGCACUGACCCCAAUAACCCGAAGGCUCACAAGGCUCUAAACAACGGGUUGAUUCAUCUCUACACUGUGGGCGUGAAGUCUGGGGCUGAUGGCAAACGCGUAGUGGUGGUCAUGAAGUGGAGAUCCCUCCAGGGAAAACCCACCACCCCCUACCUGUGGACCACCAUGAACAAGAACGCCCCGGCCACCCUCGGAAGCAUCAGGUACAGGAUCCACAAGAACAAGGACCACCCAGAUCCGUACGUGGCCGCCAUUCGCACAGCCAGCGCCAUCCCUCGCCGCCAGAAGCCUGUGACGGUGAAGAGGAAGCGGCCCGCCCCACCAAGAGCUCCUGAGCACCUGCCCCCCACCUCCAAAGCAAUAGAGAUGUCAACCACUUCAAAAAAAACGAACAAACAAACAAAAACAAAAAACUGCAACCCGGAGCCACUCCCGGCCAACCUGCAGCCUGAAAUAGCCAAGCCCAGCCAAGAUCAAUCAGAUCCCCACAGCCCUGCUGGACCCCGAGCAAGAAAAAUAAAUUCCCAUUAUUGUAAGCCACUGAGUUUCGGAGUGUUUGUUCCGCAGCCUUAUUGCGGCAAGAGCCGACUGUUACAAUGA
Messenger RNA from Herpailurus yagouaroundi (jaguarundi), 711 nucleotides. RefSeq lists its product as uncharacterized. Lineage: Eukaryota; Metazoa; Chordata; Mammalia; Carnivora; Felidae. The record is from RefSeq and is a predicted model, not a curated record. Gene Ontology annotation, cellular component: ribosome. Gene Ontology annotation, molecular function: structural constituent of ribosome. Gene Ontology annotation, biological process: translation.